Messenger RNA from Fragaria vesca subsp. vesca, 726 nucleotides. RefSeq names its product pentatricopeptide repeat-containing protein At1g12620-like. NCBI's taxonomy places the organism in Eukaryota, Viridiplantae, Streptophyta, Magnoliopsida, Rosales, Rosaceae. The record is from RefSeq and is a predicted model, not a curated record. The coding region runs from base 1 to 726 and encodes 241 amino acids. The transcript is spliced from 6 exons.
AUGGAAGGGAACAAGUUGAAAGCAGAUAUUGUAGCUUACAGUAUUAUCAUUGAAGCUUUGUUCAAAGCUGGGAAAAUUGACUCUGCAACAGACGUCUUCUCUGGUUUGUCAUCGAAAGGAGUAUUGCCUGAUGUAUGGACAUACAGUAUAAUGAUCAAGGGACUUUGUGAUGGUGGCAUCUUUGUUGAAGCAGAAAAGUUGUUUAGAGAAAUGGAGCAAAAAGGCUGUUCUGCUGAUGGCUGCACCUAUAACACAAUUAUCCGAGGGUUUCUCAAUAACAAUGAGACAUUGAGGGCUACAAGUCUUAUUGAAGAAAUGUGUGAGAGGGGUUUCUCUGGAGAUGCAUCAACUAUGGAAUUGAUUUUUGAUUUGUUGUUAAAGGAUAAAGUUGAUCCUGUAUUAUCAGCAUGGCUUAAAGAUUCAUUGUUUCACCAUAUUGAGAAUGCCAACUAUGAGGUUGCUGCAUCAGAGCAGAUUCAGGAGAUUAAUGGAAUUAUUGAUGAGAUAGAUGAAUUUGGAUGUAUCCAGGCGGGCAAGGCAAACAAGGUUGCCACCCUUCCGGUUCAUGCGGCGGGUGCUGAGAGAUCUCAGUUUCUGAUGUUAACUGGAUUCAACCCAAGGUCAGUUCAAGCUGUAAAAUGCUUUCAUGCUUUGUGUUCAUUUGUAUCAUCGUUGGGUGGAGUUUUAGAAUACUUCCCUGAUGUUAAAGACUGCCUCUUUGAAUAA